CUUUGGCGAACGAGCCAUGAAGCUGAAGCACUUACAGUGAAGAGAAACCGAGUCUGAAAUGCCGACCUCAGGGGAAGUUUUAAAGUCUCCCGUGGAGGAUGGGUUGAAAAAGUACAGCGUCCUCCCGCCCAUCCCGAGUGGGCCAGGUGAGGCGGGCGGCAGUGGCUCCUGCCUGCCGGAACACAGAAGAGCAGUUCGGAGGAAACUUCUGCACCACAGGAGAAGCAAACAGCAGCAGAAGGAGCUACAUGGAGUCAUGGUCGCUGCUGCAGUGCAAGCCUACAAGCAAGCAAAGGAUGCAACCCCAGUGGCAUCAAUAUACCCUGAAUCUGAGCUUCCCUCAACGAUUAGCAGCGAGGCAAGGAAGCAGCGAAUGAACUACAUGUUCCUGAAGCAGUGUGUUGAAAAGAGCCCCAUCGUGCCUAUUCAGCAGCACUGGCUGGAUGACAUGUUGACCCGUGUUUCACCGCAGCUCCGCCAAGGCAGAGAGGAGAUGCUGGAGGAGCUCUGCAAGGAGGUCAGCGAGAACUUUCUCAGCAGCAUGGUCAAACACACAGUUAACAGCGUUCUCCGAGACCCAGAAAUGAAGGACACGCUCCCUGCCUUAAAAAGCGCACCAGGAACAAAGGCUCUUGACUACUCCAGGCCUUGGCACAACAGCUUUAUCAGGAGCCGAAAGGUGAUAAAGGAAAAUUUGCACAUCUUGCAUCCAGUCAUGAAAAUUAUUUUGGAUAUCUGUCACACAACAUUCUCUCAACUGCUCCUCGUCGACCUCUCAGACUGCAGGUCCACUGGGCCUGUGGACUGUGAGAACCUGAAGAACAAAGUGGCUGUGGAGUGUGAGAGAAUCGAGGAGAAGCUCAUGAACACUUGGUUUCCAAAAGUCAUUCACCUGCUCACCAGCAAAGACACGGUGCAAAGAAUCAGAGCAGAGAAGCUGGACGCGUUUUACAACUGUGCCUCCACACUUCUGUCCAACCAGCUGAAGGCCCUGGUUGAGAGGAGCGUAGAGGCGUUCAUAAGCCUGUUUGAUCCCCUCAAUACACACAAGCUCCUCAUAUUCAGGAUGGAUCUGACCUUUGAUGAUGAGAACAUGGACUUCUAUCCCAGUUUUCAGGAUCUAGAGGAGGCUGUGCUAGAGAUUUUCAACUUGAUAACUAAGACCAUGCAGAAAGUUCAGACUGUUCAGUCCUGGCUGGCCGAAACCAACAGCUCAGUAGUUGAUGCUAAACUUGCAGACCAUGUUCUUGUAAGAGCACGGACCACACUGCAGAACGCUGUCCGUAAAAACCUGGAGGCACCUGGCAGGCACUUUCAACAUUAUUCUAACAACUAUGAUUGGCUAGUCAAUGGGACAGCACAGGCACAGGUAGAGACAUUUAUGCUGGAGGAGCACAGUUUUGAUCAGUAUACACAGCAAGUGGAGAAGUUCCAGACUCUGUACCAAGAGAUCUCCAGCCUCCAAUCAGUAGUUCAUUUUGAUAUGAUCCACUUGGACUGUGAAGAGCUCAAACAGGGACUGGCAAAUAAAGCCAAAACUUUCGCUCAGAUCCUUUUGGAACGACUGAUCAACACGCACCGUGAACACUGUCUUCAAAUCUGUAAGGAGUUUGAGACCAUUCGCAAUAAGGCUCUAAAAAUCCCAGAUACAACCGAGGACAUGACAGAAAUGAUUGCUUACAUUGUUCAUGCAAAAACCAAGGGAAUAGAGGUGCUCAACAAUAAGAUAAUGGAAACACAUCGUAGGUUAAAUUACUUACUAGAUGUGCACGUAUUUGAUGUAGAAGACUUGGAGCUUAAUUCUGCAGUGCUGCUGUGGCCACAAAAUAUCAGUCCAAUCUUUCAACUCAAUGAUGAGGUGUUGGAGAAGGCCAAGCAGAAAGGAGAGCAGGAGCUGCAGGGCAGGAGGGAGAAACUGAUGCUGGAACUGGAGAAACUUAGUCGAAGGAUGGAGGAAUUUGCAGAGUGUUCAGAACUGGACAUGAUGCAACAGUAUGUAACGGAUGUCAGAACAGUACAGAAGAGGCUUCAGGAAGUUGAAGACUCCAUUGUCUUCAUCAACAAAGAAGAGGCCCUCUACAAAUGGGACCUAACUGUUUAUCCAGAAGUGAAUGUUAUCAAGGAGAACAUUGAGCCUUAUCAGAAGCUCUUUGGGCUUGUGCUGAAAUGGCAGCGCACUGAGAAGAGAUGGAUGGAUGGGUCCUUUUUAGAUUUAAAUGGUGAGAGUAUGGAGGCCGAAGUGGAUGAGUUUUUCCGUGAAGUCUACAAGAUGCUGAAGUUUUUCCAACAGAAACAGAAGAAGGCAGAGCAGGAGAGAGAGAAAACGGUAGCAGUGAGGCAAAGACAUGGAGAAGAUGAAGAUAAACAGGAGAGUCCCACCGUUCUCAUCUGUUUAAGUGUCAUAGAGCAGAUCAAAGAAUUUAAGGAACACAUCCCGAUGGUGUCCAUACUGUGUAAUCCAGGCAUCAGGGCCAGGCACUGGGAACAGAUGUCUGAGAUCGUGAACUAUGACCUGACGCCUAAUUCAGGCAGCACUCUGCGCAAAGUCCUCAAACAGAAUCUCACCUCUUACAUGGAGCAGUUUGAAACUAUCAGUGCUGCUGCCAGCAAAGAAUUCUCUCUGGAGAAGGCCAUGCAGAAUAUGGUGGAGGCUUGGGAUGCCGUAUCAUUCAAUCAUCAUGCCUACAGAGAGUCUGGGGUGUCUAUCCUUACCGCCGUGGACGAGAUUCAGACUAUGCUAGAUGACCAGAUAGUGAAAACCCAAACCAUGAGAGGCUCCCCUUUUAUCAAGCCUUUUGAAACAGAGAUUAAGGCAUGGGAGGAGCGCCUGAUUCGUAUUCAGGACACCAUAGACGAGUGGCUGAGGGUGCAGGCCCAGUGGCUCUACCUGGAGCCCAUCUUUAGUUCUCAAGACAUCAUGCAGCAGAUGCCUGAGGAGGGACGACUAUUCCAGACAGUGGACAAGCACUGGAAGGAGGUCAUGAGACAUUGUGUGAAGGACUCAAAGGUUUUACCUGCAACUUCACUGCCUGGCUUACUUGAAAAGCUUCAGGACUCAAAUAACCUUCUGGACAAAAUUAUGAAAGGAUUGAAUGCUUACCUUGAGAAGAAAAGACUAUUCUUUCCACGCUUCUUCUUCCUCUCGAAUGAUGAAAUGCUGGAGAUUCUGUCUGAGACCAAGGACCCGUUGCGUGUGCAGCCUCACCUGAAGAAGUGUUUUGAGGGCAUUGCCAAGCUGGACUUCUUGCCCAACCUGGACAUCCAGGCCAUGUACAGCAGUGAGGGGGAGCGUGUAGGCCUGAUCCAGCUGAUCUCCACCUCAGAGGCGCGGGGAGCGGUAGAGAAGUGGCUGGUGCAAGUGGAGGACGUGAUGCUGCGUAGCGUUAGGGACGUUAUUAACCGCUCCAGAUUGGCAUACCCAGAGACAAAGAGGAGUCAGUGGGUUCGUGAGUGGCCUGGCCAGGUGGUUCUCUGUACCUCUCAAAUGUACUGGACUCUAGAAGUACACGAAGCCAUUAGGAGUGGAGCUGAUGGUCUGAAGAACUACUAUGAUCAACUACAGAGCCAGCUGAAUGACAUCGUUGAGCUGGUCAGAGGAAAAUUGCCCAAGCAGACUCGCACUACUCUAGGAGCGUUGGUCACUAUAGAUGUACAUGCCCGUGAUGUUGUCAUGGAAAUGAUCCAGAAAGGCGUUUCUCAUGAGACAGACUUCCAGUGGCUUGCCCAGCUGCGUUAUUACUGGAAUAAUGACAAUGUCCGUGUCUGCAUCAUCAACUGUGAUGUCAAGUAUGCUUAUGAGUACUUAGGGAAUUCUCCUCGCUUGGUCAUCACACCUUUAACAGAUCGAUGCUACCGAACUUUGAUUGGAGCAUUUUACCUGAAUUUAGGUGGAGCUCCUGAAGGCCCUGCAGGAACAGGCAAAACAGAGACCACUAAAGACUUGGCCAAAGCCCUUGCUGUGCAGUGUGUAGUGUUCAACUGCUCUGAUGGACUUGACUACUUAGCCAUGGGAAAGUUCUUUAAGGGACUGGCAUCUUCAGGUGCGUGGGCAUGCUUUGAUGAAUUUAACCGCAUUGAGCUGGAGGUACUGUCUGUGGUGGCACAGCAGAUCCUGUGCAUUCAGAGAGCUAUUGAGAUGAAGCUGGAGGUUUUUGACUUUGAGGGUACUGAGCUUCGCCUCAAUCCAAACUGCUUUGUAGCCAUCACCAUGAACCCUGGAUAUGCUGGAAGAUCUGAGCUUCCUGACAACCUUAAGGUUUUGUUCAGAACUGUUGCAAUGAUGGUCCCUAACUAUGCUCUGAUAGCAGAGAUUUCUCUGUACUCUUAUGGCUUUUUGAAUGCCAAGCCACUUUCAGUGAAGAUAGUAAUGACCUACAGGCUGUGCUCUGAGCAGUUGUCCUCCCAGUUCCACUACGAUUAUGGAAUGAGAGCUGUCAAAGCAGUACUGGUGGCAGCAGGAAACCUCAAACUCAAGUUUCCAAAUGAAAAUGAAGAUAUUCUUCUCCUACGCUCCAUCAAAGAUGUGAAUGAACCCAAGUUUCUCUCCCACGACAUUCCUCUCUUUAAUGGAAUCACAAGUGAUCUCUUCCCUGGCAUCUCUCUCCCUGUGGCUGACUAUCAGCUCUUCCUGGGUUGUGCUCAAGAAUGCUGCAAAAACCACAAUGUUCAGCCUGUGAAAGUUUUCCUCGAUAAAAUGAUCCAGACCUAUGAGAUGAUGAUUGUGCGUCAUGGGUUCAUGCUUGUUGGUGAACCAUUUGCGGGUAAAACCAAAGUGCUGCAUGUCUUAGCUGACACUCUCACACUCAUGAAUGAGAGGGGUUACAAUGAGGAGGAGAAAGUCCAGUACCGCACAGUGAACCCAAAAUCCAUCACAAUGGGACAGCUUUUCGGCCAGUUUGACCCUGUGUCCCAUGAGUGGACUGAUGGAAUUGUGGCGAACACGUUUCGGGAGUUUGCCUCAUCUGAGACCCCAGACAGGAAGUGGGUGGUGUUUGAUGGACCCAUUGACACACUCUGGAUUGAGAGUAUGAACACUGUGCUGGAUGAUAACAAAAAGCUGUGCCUAAUGAGUGGAGAAAUUAUCCAGAUGUCCAACCAGAUGAGUCUGAUUUUUGAAGCCAUGGACUUGUCGCAGGCCUCACCAGCAACAGUGAGCCGUUGUGGAAUGAUCUACAUGGAGCCAUCUCAGCUCGGAUGGCAUCCGCUUGUGGAAUCCUGGUUAAACACUCUACCCCAGCCUCUUCAGUCUCAGGAGAAUUCCACAUUACUGUUGGAGCUGUUUAAUUGGCUGGUUCCCCCGGCACUUAAGAUGUUAAGAAAAAACUGUAGAGAGGUUGUCUCCACCACUAACAGCAAUACAGUUGUGUCUCUUACACGACUCUUUGGAAUGUUGCUUACUGAACCUGUAACUGAAGAACCUGGAAGCAAGAAUAUACGCACGUGGAUCAUGGCAGCUUUUGCCUUUUCCUUGGUGUGGUCUGUUGGUGGGUGCUGUGAUGGAGACAGUCGUAGAAGAUUUGAUGAGUUUCUGAAGGAAAUCACAUCAGGAAAAUCAGAUGAGCACCCCAUUCCUGCCACUGUUUCAAAGUGGGAAUGCCCUUUUGAUGACAAGGGUCUUGUUUAUGACUACUCUUAUGAGUUCAAAGGAAAAGGCCGCUGGGUUCACUGGAAUGAAGCAAUAAAGAACGUCACAUUAGGGGACAAGAACACCAAAGUUCAGGACAUCAUUGUUCCUACAAUUGACACAGUGCGCUACACCUACCUAAUGGACCUCUGUAUUAACUUUGGAGUGCCUCUUCUGUUUGUUGGUCCCACUGGCACUGGGAAGUCUGUUUAUGUGAAGGAGAAACUCAUGAACAAUCUAGACAAGGAUCGCUACCUGCCCUUCUUUAUCAACUUCUCAGCACGCACUAGCGCCAACCAGAGUCAGAACAUAAUUAUGUCCAGGCUAGAUAAACGACGAAAGGGGGUAUUUGGACCUCCCAUGGGAAAGAAAUGCAUAAUUUUUGUGGAUGAUAUGAACAUGCCAGCAAUGGAAGUGUUCGGUGCACAGCCUCCUAUUGAGCUGCUUCGUCAGUAUUUUGACCAUGGAAAUUGGUAUGACCUAAAGGACACCUCCAAAAUCACUCUGGUUGAUCUGCAGCUGAUUUCAGCCAUGGGGCCCCCUGGUGGUGGGCGGAAUGCAGUAACUCCUCGUUUUUUGCGGCACUUUAACGUCUGUAGUAUGAAUGCAUUUAGUGAUGAAACCAUGUCACGCAUCUUCACUAACGUGGUAGCCUUUUACUUGCGUAACAAUGGCUUUCCACCUGACUGCUUCACUAUUGGCAACCAGAUAGUUACUGCUACCCUGGAGGUUUAUAAAAAGGCAAUGGAAAACCUACUUCCCACCCCAGCCAAGUCCCACUACACAUUCAACCUGCGAGAUUUCUCCCGAGUGGUGCAGGGAUGCCUGCUGUUGAAGAAGGAAUCUCUGGAGAGCAAGCGCACCAUGAUCCGCCUGUUCGUUCACGAGGUGUUUCGUGUCUUUUAUGAUCGCCUGGUAGACGACCAGGACCGAGCCUGGCUCUAUAAACUCAUGAAUGACAUUGUGAAGGACCAUUUCAAGGAGAGUUUUGACGCUGUUUUUGAGCAUUUGAAAGCUGAGAAAAAGCCUCUCUGUGAAGAGGACAUGAGGAACCUGUUGUUUGGAGACUACAUGACCCCUGAUGUCGACGCCAGUGAAAGGUUAUAUGCUGAGGUUCCCAGCAUGGAAAGCUUCAGUCAAGUGGUAGAGUCCUAUCUGACGGAGUACAACCAGACUCAUAAGAACCGCAUGAACCUGGUCAUCUUCCGCUAUGUUCUGGAACACCUGUCCAGAAUCAGCCGUGUGUUGAAGCAGCCUGGGGGAAACGCUCUGCUGGUGGGGGUUGGAGGAAGCGGCCGUCAGUCCAUCACGAGGCUGGCCACUUUCAUGGCCGACAUGACUCUGUUCCAGCCUGAGAUCUCCAAGAACUAUGGCAUGAACGAGUGGAGAGAUGACCUCAAGCUUCUGUUGAAGAAAGCAGGGGUGAAGGGCCAGAAGACAGUGUUCCUACUCACAGAUGCUCAGAUAAAAGAAGAGGCCUUCUUAGAGGACGUAGACAGCGUCUUAAACACAGGGGAGGUUCCAAAUAUAUUUGCUGUGGAUGAAAAGCAAGAGAUCAUGGAGGCUGUGCGGCCCAUAGCCCAGGCUGGUAAUAAGAAUUUGGAGUUCAGCCCGUUGGCUCUGUUUGCAUACUUCGUCAAUCGAUGUAGAGAGAACCUGCACAUAGUGGUGGCUUUCAGUCCUAUUGGAGAUGCCUUCAGAAACCGUCUCAGACAGUUUCCCUCUCUGAUCAACUGCUGCACAAUCAACUGGUUCCAACCAUGGCCUGAAGAAGCACUGGAGCGAGUAGCCAACAAGUUUUUAGAGACGCUGGAGAUGAGUGAUCAUGAGCGGCGAGAAGUUAUGCUGAUCUGCAAGACUUUCCACACAUCUGCAAUUGAUUUGUCCAAGAGGUUUCUGUCAGAGCUUGGUCGCCACAACUAUGUGACUCCUACGUCCUAUUUGGAGCUCAUAGCUGCUUUUAGACUGCUCCUGACUCAGAAACGAGACACAGUAAUGAAGGCUAAGAAGAGAUAUACUAAUGGACUGGACAAGCUGGCUUUUGCUGAAUCUCAGGUAGGUGAAAUGAAGAAGGAGCUUGUGGACCUGCAGCCCAAACUGGAGCAGGCCAAGAUUGACAACACUAAAAUGAUGCAGGUAAUAGAGGUGGAGUCAGUGCAGGUUGAAGCUAAGAGUAAAGUUGUUCGUGUGGAUGAGGAGGUGGCUACUCAAAAGGCAAACGAAGCACAGGCUCUGAAAAACGAGUGUGAGAGUGACCUCGCUGAGGCCAUCCCUGCUCUGGAGGCUGCUCUUUCUGCUCUCGACACACUGAAGCCCUCUGAUAUUACAAUUGUAAAGUCUAUGAAAAAUCCUCCAUCUGGAGUUAAGCUAGUGAUGGCAGCAGUGUGUGUGAUGAAAGACAUCAAACCUGAGAAGAUCAGUGAUCCUGCAGGAACAGGACAGAAGAUUCUUGACUAUUGGGGUCCAAGCAAGAAGCUGCUUGGAGACAUGAAUUUCCUCAGGGACCUGAAAGUGUAUGACAAGGACAACAUUCCUGCACCAGUCAUGCACAAAAUCCGUAGCGAGUAUAUGACCAACCCUGACUUUGACCCCACCAAAGUGGCCAAGGCCUCUUCUGCAGCUGAGGGUCUGUGCAAAUGGAUCACUGCCAUGGAGGUUUAUGACAGAGUGGCAAAGGUAGUAGCUCCUAAAAAGGCUAACCUGGCUGUGGCACAGCAGUCACUGGCCACUACCAUGGCCCUCCUGAACCAGAAGAGAGCUGAGCUGAAGGAGGUGGAGGACCGCCUGGCUGCCCUGCAGAAAACAUUUGAAGAGAAAACUGAGGAGAAGGCUCAGUUAGAAUUCCAGGUGGACCUCUGUGCCCGCAAGCUGGAGAGAGCGGAGAAGCUCAUUGGGGGAUUAGGAGGAGAAAAGACUAGGUGGUCUAAAGCAGCCGACGACCUUCAGAACACAUAUGACAAUUUGACAGGUGACGUGCUGAUAUCUGCUGGUGUAAUUGCUUACCUAGGAGCUUUCACUGCUGGCUUUCGUCAGAACUGCACUAAAGAGUGGACCAAACUCUGUAAGUCCAAGAGCAUCCCAUCUUCAGAUGAUUACUCUCUGAGUAAGACCCUUGGAGAUCCAAUCAAGAUCAGGGCCUGGAACAUUUCUGGACUGCCCACUGACAGCUUCUCUAUUGAUAAUGGAGUCAUUGUUAGCAAUUCCAGAAGAUGGCCUCUGAUGAUUGACCCACAGGGUCAGGCCAACAAGUGGGUGAAAAACUCAGAAAGAGAAAACAACCUGAAUGUAAUAAAGCUUACAGAUGCAGACUACAUGAGGACCCUGGAGAACUGCAUCCAGUUUGGUACUCCUCUACUGCUGGAGAAUGUGGGAGAAGAACUGGACCCCUCAUUGGAGCCCCUACUGCUCAAACAGAUAUUCAAACAAGGAGGUAUGGACUGCAUCAGGCUGGGCGAGAGCGUGAUUGAGUACUCGAGCGAUUUCCGGUUUUAUAUAACAACUAAGCUAAGGAACCCUCAUUAUCUGCCAGAGCUGGCCACUAAAGUUUCCCUGCUCAACUUCAUGAUCACUCCAGAGGGCCUGGAGGACCAGUUGCUGGGCAUUGUGGUAGCUAAGGAGAGGCCAGAGUUAGAGGAGGAGAGGAAUGCCCUGAUAGUGCAAUCUGCUGCCAAUAAGAAGCAGCUGAAAGAGAUUGAGGACAAAAUCCUGGAGACGCUGCAGUCCUCGGAGGGGAAUAUCCUGGAGGACGAGAGUGCUAUCCAGAUCCUGGACUCCGCCAAGAUAAUGUCUAAUGAGAUCUCCAAGAAACAGCAGAUUGCAGAGAAGACUGAAAUUAAGAUAGCAGAGUCGAGAGAAGGCUACAGAACCAUCGCCAAGCACUCCUCCAUCCUGUUCUUUAGCAUUGCAGACCUAGCCAACAUUGACCCCAUGUACCAGUACUCACUCAACUGGUUUGUCAACCUUUACAUCAACUCCAUACAGGACAGUAACAAGUCAAAGAUUCUAGAGAGGAGACUGAGAUACCUGAUCGACCACUUCACCUACAACCUGUACUGCAAUGUGUGCCGCUCUCUUUUUGAGAAGGACAAACUGCUGUUCUCCUUCCUCCUCUGUUCCAACUUGCUUCUGGCUAAGAAGGAAAUCGAGUACUCUGAGUUCAUGUUCCUGCUCACAGGUGGUGUGGGUCUGCAGAAUGAUGUCCCCAAUCCUGACCCCACCUGGCUACAAGACAAGAGCUGGGAUGAGAUCUGUAGAGCUAGUGACCUGCCUGGCCUGCAGGGCCUCAAGGAGAGCUUCAUGAAGACACCUGAGAGCUUUUUACCUAUUUAUGACAGUAAGGAGCCUUAUAACACUCCCCUGCCAAAACCAUGGUGCGACAAACUCAGUGACUUUCAGGAAAUGAUCAUUUACCGUUGCCUUCGGCCAGACAAAAUUGAACCAGCAAUUAGUAAUUACGUGACUGAAAAACUGGGCAAAAAGUUUGUUGAACCACCGCCAUUUGAUCUGAGUAAGAGCUACAUUGAUUCUAACUCCACAAUCCCACUAGUCUUUGUGCUCUCUCCUGGAGCUGAUCCUAUGGCCAGUUUGCUGAAGUUUGCCAACGACAAGAACAUGGGUGGCGCUAAGUUCAAGUCGAUCUCUCUGGGUCAGGGCCAGGGUCCUAUAGCUGUGAAGAUGAUCCACUCAGCCAUGAAAGAGGGCACAUGGGUGUGUCUGCAGAAUUGCCACCUGGCUGUGUCUUGGAUGUCCACCUUGGAGAAGAUCUGUGAGGAUUUCAGCCCAGAAACAUGCCACCCAGACUUUCGCCUCUGGCUCACCAGCUACCCCUCCCCUAUGUUCCCAGUGACCAUCCUGCAGAAUGGGGUGAAGAUGACAAAUGAGCCACCCACAGGCCUCAGGCUAAAUCUUCUGCAGUCCUACCUGUCUGACCCAGUCUCCGAUCCCGAGUUCUUCUCUGCAUGUCCAAACAAAGAGCUGGUUUGGGAAAAGCUCCUAUAUGGGGUUUGCUUCUUCCAUGCCCUUGUCCAAGAGAGAAAGAAGUUUGGACCGCUGGGUUGGAACAUUCCAUAUGGAUUCAAUGAAUCAGAUCUGCGUAUUAGUAUCAGGCAGUUGCAGCUCUUUGUGAAUGAGUAUGAAGAGGUUCCAUUUGAGGCAAUCACUUAUCUGACAGGAGAGUGUAACUACGGUGGGCGAGUGACAGAUGACUGGGACCGCCGCCUUCUCCUGACCAUGCUGGCUGACUUCUACAAUAAAGACAUCAUAGAGAACCUUCGCUACACCUUCUCCCCCAGUGGCAAAUACUACGCACCUCCGAAGUCCAUUUAUGAAGACUAUGUGGAGUUUAUCAGGAAUCUGCCUGCUACCCAGCAUCCAGAGGUGUUUGGCAUGCAUGAGAAUGUGGACAUUUCUAAAGACCUGCAGCAGACCAAACUCCUGUUUGACUCACUGAUCCUCACUCAGGGGGGAGGCUCCAAGGGGGGAGGCAGUUCUGGAGGAGACAACACACUGCUGGACAUUGCCAACGACAUUCUUUCUAAACUUCCAGGGAACUUUAACAUCGAGUCUGCCCUUGAAAAAUUCCCAGUGCUAUACGAAGAGAGUAUGAACACAGUGCUUGUACAAGAGAUGGAACGAUAUAAUAAUUUGUGCAACACCAUCCGUGUGAGUCUGCAGAACCUGCUGAAGGCUAUUAAGGGGCUGGUGGUGAUGGAUGCAGAACUGGAGGCUAUAGCAGGCAGCCUGCUAGUGGGUAAAGUGCCAGAGAAGUGGGCCAAGCGCUCCUACCCCAGCCUCAAGCCCCUGGGCAGCUACAUCACAGACUUCCUCGCUAGGCUCAAGUUUCUGCGGGACUGGUAUGACACAACGAAGCCCCACGUGUUCUGGCUGUCUGGGUUCUUCUUCACCCAAGCGUUCCUGACAGGAGCCAUGCAGAACUAUGCCAGGAAAUACUCCAUCCCUAUUGACCUCCUUGGCUUUGAAUAUGAGGUGCUUCCUUUCGACACCUCAGCCACUUCUCCCGAGGAUGGAGUGUAUGUUCAUGGCCUCUUCUUGGAUGGAGCGCGAUGGGAUAAGAAAAGUGGCGUCUUAGCUGAACAGUACCCAAAAGUUCUCUUUGAUUCAGUGCCCAUCAUUUGGAUAAAACCAACGGAUAAGCGUGUUGUGAAGCAACCCCAUAACAUCUACGUCUGUCCUCUCUAUAAGACCAGCGAACGUAAGGGCACUCUGUCCACCACGGGCCACUCCACUAACUUCGUCAUCUCCAUUAUCUUGCCCACCAGCAAGCGUCCACAGCACUGGAUCAAGAGAGGUGUGGCCAUGCUCUGCCAGCUGGAUAAUUAAGACAUAGCAUCCUAUGAAAAUGCACUUUACUGGACCUUUACAUUUAAUGCUGCAGCUCUACAUUUAAUGAUGCCCUAAAUUUGAAUAUAUAAUCCAGUUUUGCUUCACA
Colossoma macropomum (tambaqui) is the source of this 12071-nucleotide messenger RNA. It is a transcript of the gene dnah12, whose product is annotated as dynein, axonemal, heavy chain 12. The transcript is spliced from 74 exons. Gene Ontology annotation, cellular component: dynein complex. The coding region runs from base 59 to 11962 and encodes 3967 amino acids. Lineage: Eukaryota; Metazoa; Chordata; Actinopteri; Characiformes; Serrasalmidae. Gene Ontology annotation, molecular function: dynein light intermediate chain binding; ATP hydrolysis activity; minus-end-directed microtubule motor activity. Gene Ontology annotation, biological process: microtubule-based movement. The record is from RefSeq and is a predicted model, not a curated record.